GUGAGCGGCUGGCGGGGACCGCGGUCCGGUCCCUUCCGGGCGGCGGUGGGCAGCGGCGGGGCCAGUUAUGAGCGACGUGGUGGAGCGGACGCUGAGCGUGCUGCCCGGGCUGCUGGGGCAGCACGACCCGGGCGCCGGGCCGGGAGGAGGCGGCCCCGGCAGGGCAUCGGCCACCUCCCGGCUCGGGAGCCUCAUCCGGAGUAUCACGGCGCUCACCUCCAAGCAUGAAGAAGAAAAGUUAAUCCAGCAGGAGCUAACCAAUUUGAAAGCAGCAGUUUCCGCCCCCACCACAACACUUAGACUAAUGAAAGAAUGUAUGGUGAGACUCAUCUAUUGUGAAAUGCUGGGGUACGAGUCUUCCUUUGGAUACAUCCAUGCAAUCAAGCUUGCCCAGCAAGGAAAUCUCUUGGAGAAAAGAGUUGGUUACUUGGCAGUUUCUUUAUUUCUACAUGAAAAUCAUGAACUACUACUUCUACUUGUGAACACAGUUGUGAAGGACUUACAGAGCACUAAUCUAGUAGAGGUCUGCAUGGCAUUAACCGUUGUCAGCCAGAUCUUUCCACGGGAGAUGAUUCCAGCUGUUCUUCCCCUAAUAGAAGACAAGCUCCAGCAUUCAAAGGAAAUUAUCCGAAGAAAAGCUGUUCAAGCUUUGUAUAAAUUCUAUCUCAUUGCUCCUAACCAAGUUCAGCAUAUUCAUGAUAAAUUCCGGAAAGCCUUAUGUGACAGGGAUGCUGGUGUCAUGGCUGCUUCUUUGCAUAUUUAUCUUCAAAUGAUUAAGGAAAACUCAUCUGGGUACAAGGACUUGACUGGGAGUUUUGUAGCCAUCCUGAAGCAGGUAGUGGGAGGAAAGCUCCCUAUUGACUUCAAUUAUCACAGUGUGCCAGCACCAUGGUUACAAAUUCAGCUUUUAAGAAUAUUGAGGCUAUUAGGAAAAGAUGAUCCAAGGACAAGUGAAUUGAUGUAUGAAGUCCUAGAUGAAUCUUUAAGAAGAGCAGAGAUAAAUCAUAACAUUACAUAUGCUAUAUUAUUUGAAUGUGUCCAAACAAUUUAUACAAUUUAUCCCAAUUCUGAACUACUUGAAAAGGCUGCCAAGUGCAUUGGAAAGUUUGUUUUGUCACCCAAGAUUAAUUUGAAAUAUUUAGGUUUAAAGGCUCUGACCUAUGUUAUCCAGCAGGAUCCUAAUCUUGCACUUCAGCACCAAAUGACGAUAAUUGAAUGUCUGGACCAUCCAGAUCCCAUAGUUAAAAGGGAGACUCUAGAACUUCUCUACAGAAUUACAAAUGGACAGAACGUAAUUGUCAUAGUUCAGAAGAUGCUUGACUACUUAAAAGAAAGCAAAGAAGAAUAUGCUAUCAUCAACUUAGUUGGCAAAAUAGCAGAACUAGCUGAGAAGUAUGCCCCUAACAAUGAGUGGUUCAUCCAAACAAUGAAUGCAGUGUUUUCAGUUGGAGGUGAUCUUGUGCAUACGGAUAUCCCAAACAACUUUCUGAGGCUAUUGGCUGAAGGAUUUGAUGAUGGAAACGAAGAUGAUAAGCUACGGAUGUAUGCAGUCAAGUCUUACUUAGCAUUACUAGAAGAGGAUGAUGCACUGUAUCCACAGAAAUUUCUUCAAGUUAUGAGUUGGGUGUUGGGGGAAUAUUCUAGCCUUGUUACAGAUGUUGAUCCAGAAGUUAUUUUGACAAAGCUGCACAGCCUGCUGAAGAAGACUUUUGUUACUUCUGAAACUAAAGUGUGGAUAAUGGCUACAGUCACCAAGAUAGCAUCACGUACCUCCUGUUCAAAAGCAGUUGAUGAAAUAGUCCAAGAAUUCAGCAACUCCCUAGAUACUUGCAUGAGACAAUAUGCCUUUGAAUUGAAGAAUCUGUGUGAGGACAAAGCACUGAUGAAAAACUUACUUCCAUUUGAUGCUAGCUGCAGUGACAUGGUGGUAGAUGCUUCCUUAUCUUUUCUGGAUGGGUUUGUGGCUGAGGGACUUGGUCGUGGUGCUGCACCAUAUAAGCCUCAUCACCAGAGACAAGAGGAGAAACUUUCUCAGGAAAAAGCUCUGAAUUUUGAACCUUACAGAUUGUCAUUUACUUCAAGUGUGUCCUCAUCUGGCAUCACCGGCAGACAGUCCCCUACUGGCUUAUCUUUUGGUUCUGAUACAUCUGUGAAUAGUGCUGAGACAGGGCAUAAAGAGACGGGUACUCUGAAACUUGAGGGAGUACGCAAGCUGUGGGGUAAAGAAGGCUACCUCCCAAAGAAAGCAAGCAAAGAAGGGAAAGAAGAAGAGCCACAAACUGCUUCUUGUAGCACCUUGUCAGCAGGACAGGUGCAGGACCCUCCUGCAUUGUGGUCUGAUCAAGUUGCCAGCAUCUCUGAGGAAGACAAAGAGAAGCAGCAGUUAGCAUCAACUUUGUUUAUUGGACUAGGAUCAAAUGCUGGUGUAAGUCUGAUGGGGAAAGCGGAAACAGCUACUCAGAAGUUCAAAAGAAGAUUGAAGAUAAAUGAAAUUCAACACGGUGAGGAGGCGUCAGACUUCCAGAAUAGUGCUGCUUCAGAUUUUGGUCCCUUACUUGAUACAGGACCUAUUAACAUGGAAGAUUCUGAGGGAAGUUUGCACACAAGGUUAAGGAAAGCCUCCCUCUCUUCUUCAGAUAUUGUAGAAGAUAAUUUAGCAUUUGAAAUGCCUCAGUCCCUCAGAAAAUCUGGGCUGGAUGAGAGACUUUCAGAUAAUAGGCUGUCACAGUCGUCUCUGUUUGCUGAUAGUAAUAUUGAAAUUUUUCAGCCUUCUCCAAGUGCUCAAUGUGAAAGUGCCAGUAAAACACCGUUAAUCCCUUCCUUACCAGAAGAGCUAGAAGAGCUCACGCACUCUGAAGUAGUGGAACUCUGUCAGAGUGAUGCCUUAGCUCUGUAUUUAUGUAAGGUGUGGACAGAUGACUCUCUGUUGCUCAUUGUUUUUGUUUCAAAUAAAACCACUGCGGUACUUAAUGCUGUGAACUUAGUGUUUGAAGAAGCAGAGCAUUUUCAGAUUUUGGAGAGUCCCAGCUAUCAGUUUCCUGCAAUUGAAGCUGAAAGUGUGGAACGUUGCCAGAAAUGCGUGUGGAUGGACAAAAUCUGCACACACGGAGUUCUUUCUGGCUCUGUUACUUACCAGUCGGAGAUGAAAACGCGCCUUGACUUUUCAGUCACUUUAUCUUUGAUGGACUUCAUCCGGCCAAUGGAAAUGACUACAGAAGACUUUGGGAAGCUGUGGUUGUCCCUUUCCAAUGAUGUGAAACAGAAUAUAAAAAUGUCCUCACCUCAAGAUUCCCUUUCAGCUGCUCUGAAUACACUGCAGCAGAAGCUGAAACUCCAUAUAGUUGAUGUUAUAGGUAAUGAGGGAAUACUGGCAUGCCAGCUACUUCCAUCUGUGCCCUGUCUGCUGCACUGUCGGACUCACUCAGGGAUGCUGGCUUUGUGGUUCAGAUCACCUUGUUCUGCUCUUCCGGACAGUUUGCUUUAUCAAUGUCAAAAAGUGAUGGAGGAAUCUUAAUAACAGUAGUGCCUGACCUAAUCUAUUUGGUGUGUGAAAAGCAAAUCAAAGAUUUAUAUAGUUGCACAGAUAAUUACCAAAGCUAAAUUAAGAUACUGCUUCUCAGAAGUAUUUAAAGCUCUCUUCCAGCUGGCAUAUGUCAUGUGGACGUGGGGGAAGACUGAUGACCUAAAUUACGCCUGCAAAAACAUGCUCAGGACUGUACAGUGACGAACAAGUAAUCCAUUAAAGUAUUGUUACCUGUUUAAGUGAAAUGUAUAUUUCUUAAUUUUGUUGUAAAUUACUAAAAGUAUUUAUUUUUAUUAUGCAGCUUUUAUAGAUGCCUACAGUUAUUCCUCACAGCAAGCUCUUAAAUAUGAUUUUAAAGAAAGCAUGUCUUCAUUAUGAGGUCAGACUUGAUCAGUUAUGAGGAUCAUCUGAUUUUAUUUUGAUAAUUUUUGUAAAGCUGUUUUUAAGCACUGCCGGCAGCAAGACCCAUGUUGGUGGUUGUACAAAGUAACUUAUGUAGCAACAAAUGCAUGGUUUGGAAAACAGUUAAAAGAUUUUAGUGAGCAACACAAUUCUCAUCAUCUUUGGUAUUUACCACUUAAGUGGUAACAGCUAAGUAAGAUGUGAUAGGCAGGCGUGUGAAAUUGUAUGGAAGCAUCUCCUCGGUGAUGAUCUAAGGUCCUUCAGGUUAAUUCCUGCCUGCAGUUCUUCCUGCCUUAUGCUUCAGUCACAUUCCCUUUCCUGUGACAGUCACUAAAUAUUUGUGUAUAUCUAAGGAUUAAGUUUAAUGUGGAUCAAGUCUGAGAUAUCUGAGCUGGAGGUAGAUGUCUGUGGACAUGUUGACUAGUUGGUAGUUGGCUAGUGGACAUAUUCAUGACUCUCCAGUCAACCCUUUAUAUUUAAUCUGGCCGAUCCCGCUGUCCAUGAAAAUUCACAUGGAAGAAAUUUUCAUUUCUUUUUACUUCUAAUUAUUUAUAGCCUCAGUAUGACUCUUUUAAACCUUUGACUUGCACAGAGGUGGCUGUGUUGUAUGUGCAUGGCCAGGAACUGCAGUAAGGCAUAGGGCACCUAAACUAGAGCAGCAUAUGUGAUAAAUGUGCCUGUCUAGAUUGUCUCCUUCCUGGAAUAACUUCACAGUCUUGAAGAUCCAGCAGUCUUAAUUUAUUUAGAAACUAAAUGAAAACUAUAAUAUUAUUUAUGACUGCUCAUGUUUGUUAUUUAAAAACAUCAAAGAUUGUACACACAGUUCAGACAUGGUAUAAAUGGAUUCUACAGCAGAAUUCUUUCUGUGUUUUAUAGUAAGAAGGAAAUUGUUACAUUUCAGUGUUCUCCUCGCCUGAUAAGCACUGGUUGUAAGGGAAAAUAAAGUAUUCUGUUACUUUGCUAAUGUUUUGGUAAAUGUUCAUGAAAACAUCGUAAGAAUGUUAAAUGUGCUGAUAGUUUUGGGUUUUGGUGGGUGGGUUGGUUGGUUGGUUUGUCUGUUUUAGUCAAGCCACUUGUGUUAUCACAAGUAUAAUCUAAGCUCCUUUUUUAUUGCUGUUUCAGUAAUUUCUUACUGAGCAAUUAAAAGUGCACUGAACCUGUAAAUAUACUUAAUGUUCUGCAUACUUUCAUGUUUACUUGGCACUUCAAGACAGUUUAUAUAAAUGAAAACUGAUUUAUAGUGGAAUAAUUUUGUGCAAGCUAUUUCCCUGCUGGUAAAUCAGACUUGUGUUAUGCAAGUAUAUAUGUGGCCUAUGCAUUUAAACCAUUUCAGCAAUGAGAUGUUCAAUGUCCUGGUGUUUAAAAAGAACAGCAAAAACCAAUAAUGCUGUGUAUUGUUCAUAUAAUGUUCUUUAUAACCUUUUUCACCACAUGAAUAGUGUAUGUUAACCUAUCAAUAUGCGAAUUCAAAGUGCUGUAUUGUAACAUCACGUAAAGGAGUUUGCA
This is a messenger RNA of Pezoporus flaviventris, 5431 nucleotides long. It is a transcript of the gene AP4E1, whose product is annotated as adaptor related protein complex 4 subunit epsilon 1. The coding region runs from base 68 to 3514 and encodes 1148 amino acids. The transcript has 21 exons. The record is from RefSeq and is a predicted model, not a curated record. Lineage: Eukaryota; Metazoa; Chordata; Aves; Psittaciformes; Psittacidae. Gene Ontology annotation, biological process: intracellular protein transport; receptor-mediated endocytosis. Gene Ontology annotation, cellular component: membrane coat; AP-4 adaptor complex. Gene Ontology annotation, molecular function: cargo adaptor activity.